Molecule: messenger RNA, 2138 nt
Organism: Microcebus murinus (gray mouse lemur)
Lineage: Eukaryota; Metazoa; Chordata; Mammalia; Primates; Cheirogaleidae
Gene: CHMP7
Product: charged multivesicular body protein 7
Biological process (GO): late endosome to vacuole transport via multivesicular body sorting pathway; vesicle budding from membrane
Cellular component (GO): cytoplasmic side of plasma membrane; multivesicular body; ESCRT III complex
Source: RefSeq, a predicted model, not a curated record
CGCAGUUGACGCAUGCGUCUUGAGGACUUCCAGGAUUUAUUUCACGCUGAGGGUGGCGGUGACGUGAUGACAGAGAAGGAGGUGGUCCGGGAACGGAAGCCGGGAGGGAACUAGGGCGGAAGAGGACCAGGGCCAGGGUUGUGUUCGGGUCCUUGCCGGGGCUGGGGUUCCGAUGUGGUCCCCGGAGCGGGAGGCCGAGGCCCUGGCCGGGGCAGACUCGGCAGGCCUACUGCCCCCCGAGUGGGAGGAGGAUGAGGAGCGCAUGUCCUUCCUGUUCUCCGCCUUCAAGAGGAGUCGCGAGGUGAACAGCACCGACUGGGACAGCAAGAUGGGCUUCUGGGCGCCGUUGGUGCUGAGCCACAGCCGCCGCCAGGGGGUGGUGCGCCUGCGUCUGCGGGACUUGCAGGAGGCCUUUCAGCGCAAGGGUAGCGUCCCGCUGGGGCUGGCCACCGUGCUGCAGGACCUGCUGCGCCGAGGAGAGCUGCAGCGGGAGUCAGACUUCAUGGCCAGUGUAGACAGCAGCUGGAUCUCCUGGGGGGUUGGGGUCUUCCUGCUGAAGCCUCUCAAGUGGACUCUUUCUAACGUGCUGGGGGAGAAUAAGGUCCCAGCUGAGGAGGUGCUUGUGGCUGUGGAGCUGCUCAAGGAAAAGGCGGAGGAGAUGUAUCGUCUGUAUCAGAGCUCUCCUCUCUCCUCCCACCCUGUGGUGGCCCUUUCGGAGCUGAGCGCCCUCUGUGCCAACUCCUGCCCAGAUGAGAGGACCUUCUACUUGGUGUUGCUGCAGCUGCAGAAGGAGAAGAGAGUCACGGUCCUGGAGCAGAAUGGGGAGAAGAUUGUGAAGUUUGCCCGGGGCCCACAUGCCAAGGUGUCUCCUGUCAACGACGUGGAUGUCGGGGUGUACCAGCUGAUGCAGAGUGAGCAGAUUCUCUCGCGCAAAGUGGAGUCCUUAUCCCAGGAGGCAGAGAGGUGUAAAGAAGAAGCCCGCCGGGCAUGCCGAGAAGGAAAGAAGCAACUGGCACUGAGGUCUCUCAAGGCCAAGCAACGGACGGAGAAGCGCAUUGAGGCCCUGCAUGCCAAGCUGGACACUGUUCAAGGCAUUCUGGACCGGAUCUGCGCCUCCCAGACAGAUCAGAUGGUAUUUAAUGCCUACCAGGCUGGGGUAGGAGCACUCAAACUCUCCAUGAAGGAUGUCACAGUGGAGAAGGCAGAGAGCCUUGUGGAUCAGAUCCAAGAGCUCUGUGACACCCAGGAUGAAGUUUCUCAGACUCUGGCUGGUGGGGUAACCAAUGGCUUAGAUUUUGACAGUGAGGAACUGGAGAAGGAGUUGGACAUCCUCCUUCAGGACACCACCAAAGAACCUUUGGAUCUGCCCGACAACCCCCAUCAGACGUUUUAUACCAACAGUGUGCCUAACCCUAGGAUCUCAGAUGCUGAACUUGAAGCUGAACUUGAGAAGCUGUCUUUAUCAGAAGGAGGUUCCAUCCCAAGCAGUAAAUCUCCGAAAAGGCAAUUGGAACCGACUCUCUAAAGCCAUUGUAGGGACCCUCAUGUGAAGGACCCUCAUGUAAAAGAAAGACCAGGCUUGUGUGUGUAUAUAGUCAUUUAAAUGAGAAGCUCUUCACAGUUCGUGGGGAAGAGGAGGAAGGAGAACCACUCUGAUUUAUCUGGAUGCUACUACCACGUACUACAGGACAGAUAGGAUCUCUGGAAGCGUUGCCCCGCAGGCGUGCUCCCAGCUGGUGUCAUGGACCUGCCUUCUCAUCUUACUAGUGCCACACUUUAUACAGUUGUGUGUUUGACCCGUCGUCUCUCAUAGCCUGCAGUUCUUGUCAUUGGCUCAGUUAGGUUUGUCUUCACCCACCAGCUUUGUUCCAGCCCACGAAGGUGAAAGAUUUGCAGCUUUGUCAAAUCAAAAUCAGUCCCCCUACCAGCAACCCCCAUGGUCUUUUAGAGGGGUUUAUUCUGUCCGUAAUGUCAGUUAAAUUACUUACUCCUGUCCCACCUGAUUUAUACUGGUAAUGAGAAGAAUGAGACUCAAAUACUUAAAAGUUUUGUUUGAGGGGACUUAAUAGCUGCUAUUUUAUGGAGAAACAUACAGUGUAAAAGAUUUUUCUCUAGGGUUACCAAAAUCUCCAAGUGUU